Molecule: messenger RNA, 1938 nt
Organism: Symbiodinium pilosum
Lineage: Eukaryota; Dinophyceae; Suessiales; Symbiodiniaceae
Source: the annotation of a GenBank genome assembly
AUGGAAGAGGGACAAUCCUGGGAGCAACUCGGACGUCCGAGCGAGGUGCAGGUGGUGCUCAACCAGGUCACUAAUGACUUUGAUGCUUCGCUGCUGGCUGCAGCUUCAACAGGAGAUAGUCAAGCUGUCAACUACCUCCUGAACGGUUAUCAGGACCCGAAUUGCCGAGAUGAGCGGGGCGAAACGGCCAUUCACAAGGCCUGCCAGGGAGGCUACUUGCAAAUUGUGCAGAUGUUGCUGGAAGCUGGUGGUGAGGAGGACGCAGCAGACCAGCACGGCUCUGUGCCCCUUCAUGUGGCGGCUUUGAGGGGGCAUUUGGACAUCGUGAGAGCUUUGAUUGAUGCGGGAGCAGACAAGGAUCAGGCUGACCAGCACGGAGCCGUCGCGCUCCACAUGGCGUCAUUGAAUGGCGAGGUGGAGGUGGUGCAGUUCUUGGUCGAGGCAGGAGACGAGAAAGACAAAAUCGGUGGCCUCGGUGCCACUCCGCUGCACAUUGCGGCAGAGCGUGGGCACUUGGAGGUGGUCCGAUACUUGGUAAAUGCCCGUGCAGAUUUGAAUUUGACAAACUUGCGGGGAGCUGCUGGCAUCCACAUGGCUGCUCUAAGUGGGCAUGUGGAAGUUGUACGUCUGCUGGUCGAGGCAAAGGCCGAGAAGGACCAGCGAGACAAACAUGGGGCCAGUCCGCUGCAACUUGCAGCCGAACGAGGGCAAGUGUCUGUUGUCAGGUACUUGCUGGAAGCUGGAGCUGCUACAAACCAAUGCGACCAGCACGGAAGUGUUCCUCUGCAUGUUGGGGCCCUUCAUGGGCAUUUGGAGGUGGUAAAGGUUCUUGUAGAGGCUGGAGCCAGCAAGGACUUGGCUGACCAGCAAGGGGCCGUUGCCCUUCACAUGGCGGCCUUGAAUGGCGAGAUGGAAGUGGUCCAGUUCCUGGUGGAGGCUGGAGAUGAUAAGGACCAAGCUGGCGGCUUGGGCGCCGCACCUCUGAUCAUUGCAGCCGAGCGGGGCCACGGAGAGACCGUUCGCUUUUUAAUUGAAGCUGGGGCUGACAAGAAUGCGAGGAACCUUCGCGGUGCAGGAGCAAUCCACAUGGCGGCCUUGAGUGGACACCUUGAAGUCAUACGCUUGCUUGUGGAGGCAGGCGUUGACUGCGACCUGGUUGACAAAAACAAGGCAACAGCACUUCAUUUGUCAUCUGAGCGAGGCUUUGCGGCAGUUGUGAACUAUCUGAUGCAGUCUCGAGCAAGUGUGGACAAAGUGGAGGGCAACGGACGUACGGCGCUGCAUUUGGCGGCUCUGCAUGGGCACCGUGACAUCGUCAAGGCCAUCAUGGCAGUCUGCUCAGAUCCAGACCUGCUGGAUGGACAGGAUUUCAGGCCCCUGCAGCUUGCAGCGGAGAAUGGCCACACUGAAGUGGUGCGCUGCUUCCUUGAAGCCAAGGUUGACCAGGAGAGGGCGCCGCGCGGAGUGACGCCUUUGCACUGUGCUGCGCGUUGUGGCCACCUCGGAGUGCUGCACCUCCUUCUGGAGAGCCAUGCAGACAUCGAGAUGGUCGGCGUUGGCGGUGCAACGUCCCUGCACUAUGCCGCGAACUUCGGCCACCUGGAUGUGCUGCUGAGAUUGAUCGAGGGCCGAGCUCACCUGGGUGCCACAACAGCGCUGGGGAAGUCGCCCGUGCUGCUGGCGGCCUCGCGAGGGCAUGCUGAGGUUGUCGCAGCUUUGGCCAAGGCACGGGCAGAUCUAGAGCAGCCGGCUAACAAUGGUGAAAAACCGCUCUCUGCUGCAGCGCAAGCAGGCUUUGGAGAGGUAGUGCGUGUGCUUCUGAACGACGAUGACAGCUGGAAGGGAUGCCAGCCACUACGCGCGGCCUCGCGGUGUGGCCACGUGGACGUCGAUGUGGUUGGCUUUGACAUGCCACAGGCAGGGCUGCAUUCAUCCUGA